This is a messenger RNA of Cladophialophora psammophila CBS 110553, 726 nucleotides long. RefSeq lists its product as uncharacterized. The coding region runs from base 1 to 726 and encodes 241 amino acids. The transcript has a single exon. NCBI's taxonomy places the organism in Eukaryota, Fungi, Ascomycota, Eurotiomycetes, Chaetothyriales, Herpotrichiellaceae. The record is from RefSeq and is a predicted model, not a curated record.
AUGUGUGGCCAUUCCGCCGCGCCCGGCACAGAUGCCUCCCUAGCCGUGACACCUGAAACCACCCUCUCACACUCGCAUUCCUCUGAGAGCGACGCAGCAAAGGGAUCACAAUCGUUGCGAGCUUUCGUCCCUAGCUCCACCCUUUGCGUCUCUGCGUUCGACCUGGUGACGUCCACCGCCCUGCCGCUGUCGAUUGUGCAUCACUCUCUGCGGGUCUACCUGUUUGCGAAAUGGUUGGCUGAGUGCGAGAAGAGUGAGUGGGCGGAUAGUGAACUCUUGUUCGUGGCAUGCAUAUGCCAUGACCUGGGUGCCACCCAGGCGCACAAUGGCCCGCAACGAUUCGAGGUCGAGGGCGCUGAUGCUGCCGCGGAGUUCCUACGCAGGCAGGGAAAGUCGGAAGCGGAGGUGCAUGAAGUUUGGACGGCGGUUGCUUUACACACCUCGCCUGGCAUCGCAGAACGCAUCACUCCAUUGGCUAGGCUGGUGAGGUUGGGCGUCCUGAUUGACUUUCGUCCGGCAACCCGGUCUUCCUUGGGCGCGGCGGCCUAUGCUGAAGUCAUCGAGGCCAAACUUCCGCGAUUGGAGAUUGAGAAGAUUUUGGGGGACGCUGUCGUUCAUCAAGCUGUUCAGAACCCAGCAAAGGCCCCGGCUGCUUCAUGGCCGAAUAACCUCUACAAGUCAUAUCUCGAGAACCCUGGAUGGACAGGUAUCAAUCGAGCUUUUUGA